UUGUCUUUAGUCGUUUAAGACGGGAAAUUACUCAGCACGUUCUCUUGUGUUUGUUAAAUAUUACGCUUAAUUGUACUUUAUAAAUAAAUAAAUAAUCCUGGCGCAGAGACGAACACGAAAAACCAGUCAUGACUCAAAUUGAGGGUGUGUCUUCAGCGGCUGCCGGAGAUCUGGGCGCAUAGCUGCAGACCGCAGUCGAGUAAUCCACAGCAAAAAAAGUGACAGGCUUAGGUCGACCUCCCUUCGCUUGGGAAAAUAACGCGCUGGUCUGUGAGACUCGGCAGAACACAACUUUACUGACUUCGCAUUUGAACUGCGCUGUUCUGCGGGUCUGGUUUCGGCUCCGGCGAGGGGGCGAGGAUUUGAGUGGUUGGUUUGAUUGAACUGCUGUUGGUCACCAUGGGGGAUGUUGUUUCAGCUCACCUGGACGAAAGUAAGAGGCAGUACAUAUCAGAGAAGACGGGGAAGGUGGCGGGCGAGUUCUGCAGGUACUACGAGCAGCAGUUCGGUGUGGCGCUCUUCAACAGCGUGCGCUACGAGAUCGAGGGCAACGGCGGACCGCAGACACAGCUCCUUCACCGCAAGGCGCCCCUGGAGGACAAGUCGAUAUUCUCCGGGAACCUGUUCCAGUACCUGGAGGAAAACAAGAAAUGGAGGAACCGGUUCUUCUUCAUCCCGGAUUGCUACGAGGUGCUGUUCUACGAGACCCGGCUGGCCUACGACAGAGGGCUGCACCCCAAGGGAGCUAUUAACUGCGCUGGGUACAAAGUGCUGACAUCACUGGAGCAGUACCAAGAACUGAUCAACAGCAGCCUGCCCAACCUCAAGGUGAAGCCUGGCUCCCAGUACCUGAGGUGUGCCACUCAGUACCCCAUCAUCCUGUGGCACCCGUACGGCCGGCACUUGUACUUCUGCGUCCUGACAGAGAAGGAGCAGCAGAAAUGGCACGCCGUGUUCCAGGACUGCGUGCGGCACGCCAACAACGGGUUACCGGAGGACUCCAGAGUGGAGACACCGGCCUUCACCGAUGCCAUCCGGAUGUACCGGCAAGCCAAGGAGCAGUAUGGCACCUGGGACAUGAUGUGUGGCAGCCCCGUGCAGAUUCUGUCGAACCUGGUGAUGGAGGAGCUGCACCCUGAGCUGAGGAAUAUGAUCAGCCCCAGACUGAAGGGCAAAGUUCAGGAGAGACAGAGGCACUGGAUACUGAUCUCAGAUGCCGUGUACCGGAUAGUGCAGACGCAGUGCCAGGCUCAGUAUGAGGCCGUAGUGCAGCGCUGUGAAGCAGGGCGCCCCCCGCUGGAGAGUUCAAUACGCACAGACAUGGACCAGAUCAUCACCUCCAAGGAGCACAUCGCAAACAAGAUCAGAGCCUUCGUGAUGCCCAAGGCAGAGAAGUGUGUGAAGAGCCACGUCCAGCCCUACAUCUCCUCCAUCCUGGACGCUCUGAUGAGCCCCACCAGCAGGGGCUUCUCCGAGGUGCGCGAGGUCUUCUUCCGCGAGAUCGUGGAGAUGAACAAGAACGCCAUCAACGAGGGGGGCCAGGAGAAGCUGGGCGAGCACAUGGAGAAGAUCUCGAUGCUGGCCUUCCACCCUGUGAAGAUGCAGAGCUGCUAUGAGAAGAUGGAGGAGCUGCAGCUGGAGGGUCUGCAGCAGAGGUUCGACGUGUCCAGCCCUGCUGUGUUCGUGCAGCGCGCACAGAUCCUCAUGAGAGAGCAAAUGGACAAUGCGGUUUACACGUUCGAGCAGCUGCUGCACCAGAGUCUGGAGAAUUCGGCGGACAAGGAGGAUCUGUGCAAGGCCAGCCAGCGCAUCCAGGACAGAGUGAUCAAGAAAUAUGACUACGACAGCAGCACGGUGAGGAAGAAGUUCUUCAGAGAGGCUCUCCUGCAGAUCAUUAUCCCCUACAUGCUCAAGAAGCUGGAGCCGUCCUGCAAAGCCGAGCUGCCCAAGUUCCAGGAGUUAAUUUUCGAGGAUUUCUCCAAGUUCAUUCUGGUGGAGAACAUCUACGAGGAGGUGGUCCUCCAGUCCGUCAUGAAGGACAUCAUGCUGGCGGUGAAGGAGGCGGCGGUCCAGAGGAGGCACAACCUGUUCCGGGACAGCAUGGUCCUGACCAACAGCGACCCCAACCUGCACCUGCUUGGAGAUGGGCCCUCCAUCGACUGGGAAAGCCAGUACGGCGGGGGUCUGGAGGAGCCUGACUCCGCAGACCUGCCGAUCACUGAGAAGAGGCGGCGCAUGAAGCAGGUGGUGUCCAUGAUCCAACUGGAGGGGAUGCCGCCGCUGCCCCACGAGUCCUGCCUGGAGGUGCCGACGGAGAAGGGUAUCCCCGAGGAACAGGAGCCAGAGGUGGGGAGCGAGCCGGAGGUGCCCACCUCUCCGGAUAGCAUCCACCAGAUCAGAGACUUGAUAAACCCUGUGGUCACGCUGGAAACCAGCGUCCCUGCAGCGGACAGCCCCCCGCUCACUAACGGAACUGUGCCCCAGCCUGGGCAAAAAGCCGAAAGUAAAGAGGAGCAGAAAGCGGACCCUUCCCCUGCCUGUUUGGAACAGCCCUCUUCAGUCACCUCCCACGACGACAGCGGCUUCCAGUCCCCAGCCAGGGAGGAGGCGGAGGAUGAGCAAGCUCAGCCAAUCACAAAAGACCCAGCCCCAGUGGGAGAAACCACUGCCGUGCUGGCCGAGGGGGAAGUGACUUUGGAUGCCAAGGUGGAUCCCUCGAGUGACAGGGAGACUAGAGAGGAGGUGUCUGGGAAAACGAGUCCGGAAGAUUCUGUCUGUUAAGCACAUUUAAUAUAAAAAAAAAUACAUGGAAAUAAAAAAGAAAUGGGAGGAAAUGCAUUCUUUAAAAAAAAAAGGGAGAGAGGUAGACAGGCUUUAUUUUAUUGUUGUGUUUUUGUUUUGAUUUUUUCAAGAAUGGCGCAGCAUUUAGGAGGGUGAAUUAGAGGGAUUUUAAAUGGUGUGAUUUUUUUUUUUCAUUAUUUGAUAAAUCAGUGCUUUAGUGAAGAUUAGCUAUGCUCAGCACGAAGCUGAGUGUUAGGGCUGAUUCGCUGUGAACAGGGCUGCUCUGGUGAUCUGCUGGGGAGCUGGAGAUCAGGUUUGCUGUUCUGAUUUUCUCAUUCAUACAUGUGUGUUAGUACCUGUUGGAGUUUUGCCACCGCCUUUAAUACAUAGAGAACCCCACAUGCACACUAAGCCUGCUCGGUUAGUUGCCUUUAAUACAUAGAGAACCCCCACAUGCACACUAAGCCUGCUCGGUUAGUUGCCUUUAAUACAUAGAGAACCCCCACAUGCACACUAAGCCUGCUAGGUUAGUUGCCUUUAAUACAUAGAGAACCCCCACAUGCACACUAAGCCUGCUAGGUUAGUUGCCUUUAAUACAUAGAGAACCCCCACAUGCACACUAAGCCUGCUAGGUUAGUUGCUUGCAGUAAUUCUAUAAUAAAUCUAAAUAACGCCAAUAAGGAGAUUAUUCAGUGGUUUGGUAAGAAACAGGAUUCCUUUUUUUUUUUUGUAAUUACUAUUAUUAUUAUUAUUAUUAUUAUUAUUAUUAUUAUUAUUAUUAUUAUUAUUAUUGACUGCACUCAAGCUGCUGCAAGGAGUGCAGAGGGGCACGGAGAUAUUAAGGGUUAAUGUGCAGGUUGAGUUCACCUGAUGAGGGUAAAGACCUCCUCAGUGAUUUGAAAGGAGAUCUGACCAGCUGGUUGCAUAUUCUGCUACAUGACGUAGCAGCUCAGUGUUGAAACGUGUCACGAGAGUCCUGGUUUGCAGAGACAGUGCAGCACAUAGGAAACUAAAUUGCAAACCCUGUGGAUGUGGAAUGCGUCCACAGCGAGUGGUAGAUUUACCGUGGCAUCGUCUCGCCGUACUAACGUGGCUCACCACCGCUUGAUCCGCUAGAAACAGGCUUGCUAGAUUGAUUCUCUUUGCUGAUCAGGGCAGUUUUGCUGUUUUACCUUGAGAGAUGCCUGGUUUGAAGAGCACCUUUGACAGGUGAGGUCCUGCUGAAUCAGGCCAGCUGCGCGUGAAUCAUUUGGAUUUGCUGAUCAGCCCUGCUUGAAGAAAGUCGAACGAUCGCCAAAACAUUCAAAUAACAACAAUCACAUUCUUUUACAUGCUUGAAGUAAAAAUAGUAAGUCUUUUAUAGUUUGUUUUUUGGUUUUGUUUAUAUAUAUAUUUAAGUAUAUUAUUUAAUUCUCUUUUUUUUUUAUUUGAAAGUGUUUUAACGUUGGACCAGUUGUUUCAGAAUCGUUCCACUGAAUUUGACCACGGGUCCGGAUGUAAUCCUCUGCUUGCGGUGUGCGUCAGAUUUGUGCGAGUGUCCUGUACAGCUCAGACCGCUGCAGCUGUCUUGGUCUGACUGCAGUUUGUCACGGAGCACUCCACAAAAAAAAAAAAACGAAGGACUUGAUCACCCAGUAGAAACACAUGAAAAACAGCUGAGGCAAGAGGGACCACUUAAAAUGUAACACACACAUUCCUGUUCCGCAAAGAGAAAGUGGACACCGGAAGAUUCGGACGGGCUGUCGAAUCUGUUCGAGAGAAGCGUUAAGAGUUGGGAAUGUUAAGUUAAGUGCAGGUAGAAGUACUACAUUACCUUUGUUUAAGUCCUUGACUAAUUGAAAUAGUUUCAGUGUCUCCAAUGGAGAGAAGUGAUGCAAACAUGAUUCAGGGGCAGACAGAAGACUCUGUUGAGCGCGGUCGUUCUUUCUGCAGCGCUGAAGAAGUUAACGAAGGAAGUAAAAGGUGGGAGAACGACACGUAGGAGUGCGUUUAGUGGCAUCCUGGGUUGUAGUCCUGAGGUGAGGUGGGGGGUGUCAUUUAGAAGGAGAGUCACAUAGAAAGGCUACAGACUUCAUCUAGACGAGUGACAAUCUCGCGGCCGUACUGGGAUGUUUGCCUGCGGUGUAAACUGUAGCUCUGAGGCGUAGCUUUACAUUUUGGGGAGUGAAAGUAUAAAAACAGUCUAUGUAAUAUUAAACAAAUAAUAAGCGGCUUUGUUUGUAGUAAAAUGGGACAAUACUGCGUGCACUUGUAUGAAGAUUGUUUUCCAGUUUUGCAAUAUAACGGUUAGCGACCUCUGUUGACUCUAAUGCAAAACCUUUCACCUAAUAAAUCAAAGCUGGUAGUAUAAUUCUGGGGCACCGUUUACUUGUUAUAUAACACGUGUUUAUUUAUGUGUUUAAAGCACUAAAGUCCCAGGGUCGAAUAGCGUGGAACGGUUCUUUAUAAUGGACAAGAAGCUGGAUGGGACUUUGCUGUACUGUUUCACAUUGUGUAUGUUUUGCCCUCAUUCCUCGGGUUGGAUAAUGCAGUGCUUGCUUGAUCGCAAUAUCGAGUUCACGUUAGCGAUAAUGUCGCCUUUCUUAUUUGUGUUUGUUCUGUAUUACACACCAUGCAUUUUUUUCUAUUUUUUUUUUUUUAAAAAAACGAUCCAAGCUAUUCAUCUGUUUUAUAAUAUCUGUUAACCUCUUAUUUGUGAAUGCCCACGUGCCCUUUGAAAAAUAUUGUAUUAAACAUGUCAUACAAACAUACCUAUAAUAAACUGCUCCCCCUUGUA
Acipenser ruthenus (sterlet) is the source of this 5557-nucleotide messenger RNA. RefSeq names its product protein Niban 2-like. The record is from RefSeq and is a predicted model, not a curated record. NCBI's taxonomy places the organism in Eukaryota, Metazoa, Chordata, Actinopteri, Acipenseriformes, Acipenseridae. The transcript has 14 exons. Bases 400 to 2781 code for a protein of 793 amino acids.